GCACCCAGAUCAGUUCCGAUUGCAAUUUAGGAGUAAACAAAUCACUUCUUAACGAAUUCUGAACGCUGCCGCUCCAGAAAGUUCAACGUUUGAAAGGCGUUAAUUAAUUUAUGAAUUUGGUGGUAAUUAAUAGUGUAAACACUUAGUCGAAAUAUGGGGAUUAACAGCGGAAAGUGUCUUUUAAUUGUUGGCAUCCUCUUGCUUGUUGGCCAAUAUAAAAGCGUUAGUGGGUAUCCUCAAGCUGCCAAGGCUACCGCGCUGGCAAGCGCAGAUGCGCAAUCCAGUGGCGACAACGCCGGUGCUCUUGCCGUGGCGUCUGCAGAGGCAGAUGCCGAUUUGAAGGGUUCGGAAACCUUUGGUUUUGGCUACUAUCCGGGUGUGAUUGGUGGUGGUGGUCUAUAUGGUCAUGGUUUGGGUUAUGGCGGCUAUGGUUACGGCGGGCGCUGGGGUUAUGGCGGCUAUCACGGUUAUGGCGGGUAUGGUGGGUAUGGUGGCUACGGAGGCGGAUAUGGCGGUGGUUUCUAUCGACGUCCCAUUUAUCCAGUGUGGGGUUGAUAAUAUUAUUAUAUAAAUAUCUGCUCAUCAUCAGUAUUGAAGGCAUCGCUUAACGGUUAUGGUACUUACGCAUAUGUAUAU
Bactrocera dorsalis (oriental fruit fly) is the source of this 636-nucleotide messenger RNA. RefSeq lists its product as uncharacterized. The coding region runs from base 154 to 555 and encodes 133 amino acids. Lineage: Eukaryota; Metazoa; Arthropoda; Insecta; Diptera; Tephritidae. The record is from RefSeq and is a predicted model, not a curated record. The transcript has 3 exons.